GGGGGCCGGCAGCCAAUGGGCGCGCGGCUUGUUGCGGGGUGCGGGAGCGCAGCCCGGUGGUGUCUGAGCGGCGGUCAUUGUUCGUCGCGGCGCAGCGAUGAGGGGCGACCGAGGCAGAGGCCGUGGCGGACGCUUUGGUUCCAGGUUCCGGCCCUUUGUGCCGCACAUCCCCUUUGAUUUCUAUGUCUGUGAGAUGGCUUUCCCUCGGGUGAAGCCUGCAGCUGAUGAGAGCGCCUUCAGCGAAGCCUUGCUGAAAAGGAACCAGGAUUUGGCACCGACUGCUGCAGAACAGGCUUCUAUCCUUUCUCUGGUGACCAAAAUUAACAACGUGAUCGAUAACCUCAUUGUAGCACCAGGCACUUUCGAGGUGCAAAUCGAGGAGGUUCGCCAGGUCGGCUCCUACAAGAAGGGCACCAUGACGACGGGGCACAACGUGGCCGAUCUGGUUGUCAUCCUGAAAAUCUUACCCACCUUGGAAGCUGUGGCAGCCCUGGGAAACAAAGUAGUGGAAAGCCUGAGAGCGCAGGACCCCAGUGAAGUCCUCACCAUGCUGACCAACGAAACUGGCUUUGAGAUCAGCUCAGCCGACGCGACGGUGAAGAUCCUCAUCACCACGGUGCCGCCCAACCUCCGCAAGCUGGACCCUGAGCUGCACUUGGACAUCAAAGUGCUGCAGAGCGCCCUGGCCGCCAUCAGACACGCUCGGUGGUUUGAAGAGAACGCUUCUCAGUCCACGGUGAAGGUCUUAAUCCGGCUGCUGAAGGACCUGAGGAUUCGGUUCCCUGGCUUUGAGCCCCUCACCCCCUGGAUUCUGGAUUUGCUGGGGCACUACGCCGUGAUGAACAACCCCACCAGGCAGCCCCUGGCUCUCAACAUCGCCUACAGGCGCUGCCUUCAGAUCCUGGCUGCUGGGCUCUUCCUUCCCGGAUCCGUUGGUAUCACCGACCCCUGUGAGAGUGGCAACUUCAGGGUGCACACGGUCAUGACUCUGGAGCAGCAGGACAUGGUGUGCUACACGGCGCAGACGCUGGUCCGGAUCCUCUCUCAUGGAGGCUACAGGAAGAUCCUGGGCCAGGAGGGCGACGCCAGCUAUCUGGCUUCCGAAAUGUCCACGUGGGACGGAGUGAUAGUGACGCCUUCGGAGAAAGCUUACGAGAAACCUCCAGAGAAGAAAGAAGGAGAAGAGGAAGAGGAAAACCAGGAAGAACCCGCUGCGGGCGAGGAGGAGGAAAGCAUGGAGACCCAGGAGUGAUUUGCCCAGGUAAAGCCUGAGAGGAGGGAGCAGGAAGAGGCUGGGCAGAGCUCUGCCUCCCACAGCCCCUGCUCUGCCCCUGCAGCGCAGCUCAGCACCACCGGCUGCUCCUGGAGGAAGCACUCGAAGAACUGAGCAGAGGAACGAAAUCAACCCCAGCAAACACACCCAUCGUCUGUCCCUUGUAUUUGUUUUUAUAGGUUGACAUUAAAGUAUUCUCCCUUUUGA
This is a messenger RNA of Tympanuchus pallidicinctus (lesser prairie-chicken), 1480 nucleotides long. It is a transcript of the gene ILF2, whose product is annotated as interleukin enhancer binding factor 2. The transcript is spliced from 14 exons. NCBI's taxonomy places the organism in Eukaryota, Metazoa, Chordata, Aves, Galliformes, Phasianidae. The record is from RefSeq and is a predicted model, not a curated record. Bases 98 to 1252 code for a protein of 384 amino acids.